Messenger RNA from Condylura cristata (star-nosed mole), 1819 nucleotides. RefSeq names its product dual specificity phosphatase 8 (gene DUSP8). The transcript has 7 exons. Gene Ontology annotation, cellular component: cytoplasm. Lineage: Eukaryota; Metazoa; Chordata; Mammalia; Eulipotyphla; Talpidae. Bases 287 to 1819 code for a protein of 510 amino acids. The record is from RefSeq and is a predicted model, not a curated record. Gene Ontology annotation, biological process: negative regulation of MAPK cascade; protein dephosphorylation. Gene Ontology annotation, molecular function: MAP kinase tyrosine/serine/threonine phosphatase activity; protein tyrosine/threonine phosphatase activity.
CGCCGUGUUCCAGGAUGAGGGCGGGUCCGUGGUGCCCCCAGAGCCUGGCAGGGCGACAGGCCUUCUCCUGGGGGCCCACACGCCAGCUUGCACCCGGAUGUUGGGGGGUGUCCUCACUCCAGAGGCCAAGGGGCCGCUGAUGCCCGGAGGGAGGAGGCCCCGGGUGGGGAGGCGCCCCGCAGCCCCCCACUGGCUCUGACUGGCGCCCCCCGCAGGUCUGGCGCCAUGCCUGGUCCCUCAGCGCUGUAGGCCCAGGCUCUCCAGGGCCACCCCGCCCACUCCCACCAUGGCCGGGGACCGGCUGCCCCGGAAGGUGAUGGACGCCAAGAAGCUGGCCAGCCUGCUGCGGGGCGGGCCCGGGGGGCCGCUGGUCAUCGACAGCCGCCCCUGGGCCGAGUACGACAGCUGGCACGUGCUGCGCUCCGUCAACAUCUGCUGCUCCAAGCUGGUGCGGCGCAGGCUGCAGCAGGCCACGGUGACCAUCGCCGAGCUCGUCCAGCCGGCCGCCCGCACGCAGGUGGAGGCCACGGAGCCGCAGGACGUGGUGGUCUAUGACCAGAGCACGCGGGACGCCAGCGUGCUGGCCGCGGACAGCUUCCUCUCCAUCCUGCUGAGCAAGCUGGACGGCUGCUUCCACAGCGUGGCCAUCCUCACAGGGGGCUUCGCCACCUUCUCCUCCUGCUUCCCCGGCCUCUGUGAGGGCAAGCCCGCCGCCCUGCUGCCCAUGAGCCUCUCCCAGCCCUGCCUGCCGGCGCCCAGCGUGGGCCUCACGCGCAUCCUGCCCCACCUGUACCUGGGCUCGCAGAAGGAUGUGCUGAACAAGGACCUGAUGACACGAAAUGGAAUAAGCUACGUCCUCAACGCCAGCAACUCCUGCCCCAAGCCAGACUUCAUCUGUGAGAGCCGAUUCAUGCGCGUCCCCAUCAACGACAACUACUGUGAGAAGCUGCUGCCCUGGCUGGACAGGUCCAUCGAGUUCAUCGAUAAAGCAAAGCUGUCCAGCUGUCAGGUCAUCGUCCACUGCCUGGCCGGCAUCUCCCGCUCUGCCACCAUCGCCAUCGCCUACAUCAUGAAGACCAUGGGCAUGUCCUCCGACGACGCCUACAGGUUCGUGAAGGACCGGCGCCCGUCCAUCUCGCCCAACUUCAACUUCCUGGGCCAGCUGCUGGAGUAUGAGCGCAGCCUAAAGCUGCUGGCCGCCCUGCAGGGCGAGGGGGCGCCCCACCCGGGGACCCCCGAGCCGCUCCCGGGCCCUGCGGCACCACUGCCACCUCUGCCACCACCUACCUCAGAGAGCGCCGCCACGGGGGGCUCGGUGGCCGCUGCAGCGUGGGAGGGCACGCCGGCCAGCGGGGGCGGGGAGUGCCCGGCCCCGGCCACCAGCGCACUGCAGCAGGGACUUCGGGGCCUGCACCUCUCCUCCGACCGCCUCCAGGACACCAACCGCCUCAAGCGCUCCUUCUCCCUGGACAUCAAGUCGGCCUAUGCACCCAGCCGGCAGCCCGCCGAUCCUGGGCCCCCCGACCCGGGCGAGGCCCCCAAGCUCUGCAAGCUGGACAGCCCUUCAGGAGGCGCAGUGGGUCUGCCCUCGCCCAGCCCCGACAGCCCCGAGGCGCUGCUGGAGGCCAGACCCAGGCUGCGCAGGCGGCCCCGGCCUCCCGCCGGCUCCCCCUCGGCCCCGGGGACGCAGUUCAAGCGCCGCAGCUGCCAGAUGGAGUUCGAGGAGGGCAUGGUGGAGCGCGCGCGCGGCGAGGAGCUGGCCGCCCUGGGCAAGCAGGCCAGCUUCUCCGGCAGCGUCGAGGUCAUCGAGGUCUCCUGA